AUGGUAGGGAUCUUAGGAGUUGGGGGAAUUGGUAAGACAACUCUAGCCAAAUCAAUUUAUAACUCAAUCGCUUUUGGAUUUGAAGCCAGUUGUUUUCUUGAAAAUGUUAGUGACACUGCGAAUCAAAUGCAUGGUGUGGUCCAACUGCAAGGGACCCUUCUUUAUAAGAUCUUUGGAGAUUGUAAAAGUUUGAUCGUUGAUAAUAUUGCUACAAGAAUCACAACGAUAAAGCACAUGCUUCGUUCUAAAAGAGUUCUUCUAAUUCUUGAUGGUGUAGAUCACUUGAACCAAUUAGAAACCUUAGCAAGAGGUCAUGAUUGGUUUGGUGAAGGAAGUAGAAUCAUAAUCACAACAAGAGAUCAACACCUGUUGCCUACUCAUGGAGUUGAUUCAACAUACAAGAUGAGGGGAUUGAAUCACGACGACGCUUUUAAACUAUUUUGUUGGCAUGCUUUCAAAAGAAAUAAACCGAAUGACGAUUAUGGGGAAUUUGUAGAACAGAUCAUAGAUUAUGCUGGGAGCCUUCCACUAGUUUUAACUUCGGAUUUAUAUGGCAGAAGAGAAAAAGAGACACUACAUAGUUUUGGUUUUUGCCCAAAGUUUUUGAUCCCAAGACUUAAGGAGAAGUGCCUUAUUUCGAAGGAUUUCGACAAAAGAUUGCAAAUGCACGACUUGUUACGAGAUAUGGGUAGAGAAGUUGUUCGACAAGAAUUGGCUAAAAAUCUAGGAACACGUAGCAGAUUAUUCUUUCCUGAAGACGUUCGUGAUGUACUGGAGGAAGAUAUGGGAACAGGUAGUGUUGAAGCAAUAGUGGUAGAUGUGCCUGAAGGCGAUGGCAUGAUACGCUUGAGAUCAAAGCCAUUUAAGAAGAUGAAAAGACUCUGA
Molecule: messenger RNA, 885 nt
Organism: Juglans regia (Persian walnut)
Lineage: Eukaryota; Viridiplantae; Streptophyta; Magnoliopsida; Fagales; Juglandaceae
Product: disease resistance protein RUN1-like
Exons: 3
Coding region: 1-885 (294 amino acids)
Biological process (GO): defense response
Molecular function (GO): ADP binding
Source: RefSeq, a predicted model, not a curated record